UCUACUUCUUGAAAAAAAUUCACUUUCUCUCUCUAUACAUACACAGGCAUAACUAUAUAUAUUCAUCUAUCUGUAUAUAUAUACACACAAUAAAGGGUGGGGAGUUGCUGCUUGUACUACAAACUUUGCUCUGUGCUGAUAAUUUGUGGGGUUCUGAGAUGAAAGUAUGUGCCUAAAACCCAGAUUGUAUCCAACUACUCCAUAGGUUUUGGUAUCUGUUGGACUGCCAUCAUGACCGUGAAUAAUCCGACUGUUGAAACUGAAGAUACGUUUGCUAGCUUGCUUGAACUCGCUGCCAAUGAUGACAUAGAGUCCUUUAAGAGAUGGAUUGAGCGUGACCUAGCUAGUAUUCAUGAGGUUGGACUGUGGUAUGGGCGCCAAAAGGGCUCGAAGCAAAUGGUUCUUGAUCAUAGAACUCCUUUGAUGGUUGCUGCUACAUAUGGAAGUAUUGAUGCUCUAAAGCAGAUACUAUCGCUACCCGAAGUUGAUGUGAAUCGUUCUUGUGGCCAUGAUAAGAGCACCGCCCUUCACUGUGCUGCCUCUGGUGGAUCUCUAAAUGCAGCAGAAGCUGUCAAACUUCUCUUAGGAGCCGGUGCUGACCCACACUCUAAAGAUAUCAAUGGUCAUUACCCUAUCGAUGUUAUAGUUGUUUCUCCUAGUUUUCACGCGGUUAAAAAAUCAUGCCUAGAAAGCCUUCUGAUGACUAGUGCCAUUGGGGACUUGAAUUCUCCUCCACAUUCGCCUCCUCCUGGAAAUAGAUCACCAUCUUCUGCUUCAGACUCUACUUCUUCCCCAAAGAGUGCAAAGUCCAAUGACCUACCAGAAAAGAAAGAAUACCCUAUUGACCCCUUCUUGCCUGACAUAAAAAACGACAUAUAUUCUUCAGACGAAUUCAGGAUGUUCUCAUUUAAGAUCAGACCUUGCUCUCGUGCAUACUCUCAUGAUUGGACUGAAUGUCCAUUUCUCCAUCCAGGUGAAAAUGCACGAAGAAGGGAUCCGAGAAAAUACCACUACAGCUGUGUACCUUGCCCUGAGUUUCGGAAGGGCGCUUGCCAGCGCGGGGACAUGUGUGAAUACGCUCAUGGUGUUUUCGAGUGUUGGCUGCACCCUGCGCAAUAUCGAACUCGGCUUUGCAAAGAUGGUAUAGAUUGUAAUAGAAGAGUUUGCUUCUUUGCCCACAAGCAGGAGGAACUAAGACCGCUUUAUGUCUCUACUGGUUCUGCUGUUCCUUCACCUUGUGCGAAUACCACUGCUGCCAAUGCUAUGGAUUUUGCUGCCAUGUCACCGUCACCUUUCACACCUCCAAUGUCACCCUCUGCUAAUGGAAUUUCAAACAUGGGUUGGGGGGCCCAACAAAACGUCCCAGCCUUGCAACUUCCUUGCAGCUUUCUUCAUUCGAGUCGCCUGCGGUCAUCGUUCAAUGAGUUUGAUGCGCAACAACAGCAACUCCUAAAUGAGUUUGCCUGCUUAUCCCAGCGCAGCAUGAGUUCUAAUUCUUUGAACCGUUCAGCUCGUCCGAUGACUCUUACCCGUGCAAAUCUUGAGGAUUAUUUUUCUGCAGAGAGCUCAUCUCCUAGGUAUUCUGAUCAAGCAUUUGCUCAAGCUGGUUUUUCCCCUACCCACAAUUCAGCAGUUUGCAGUCCAUUUCAGCAGCAGCAGCAAAGCCUGUUAUCUCCCAUUAAUACGAAUUUCUCGCCCAAAAAUGUUGAUAAUCCUCUAUUGCAAAGGAUGUCUCCCCGAGCAAUGGAGCCAAUCUCACCAAGAAAUUCCCGUGUGUCAAUACUAGCACAACGUGACAGGCAGCAGCAAUUUAGAAGUCUCAGCUCUCGUGAUCUUGGCUCUAAUAUUUCUGCUAUUGUUGGGUCGCCUCCAGCUGAUACUUGGUCAAAGUGGGGCACAGCUACGGGAAAGCCAGACUGGGCUGUCAAUACUGAUGAGUUCGGUAGGCUUAGGCAAUCAUCAUCAUUUAAGCUUGCUAACAAUGGUGAAGAGCCUGAUCUUUCAUGGGUGCAAUCUCUUGUCAAAGAAUCACCUCCAGAAAUUAUGAAGGAUAAAUGUGUUCCUCAUGUAGAUCUUGGUGAAGGCUCUGUGUCCAGUUCCCAGAUUGAUCAAUCUGAUCAAAUUGAGUACAUGAACGGAGACAAAAAAUACUAGGUGAUUUCUUCCCAUCUGCCCAAGCCUUGGUGGAUGAAUUUACUUGUGCUGAUGGGAGGUAACAGGUACCUGAUAGAAUUAGUCGAGGUGGCACAAGUUGGCCCUGACACCGCCGUCAUAAAAAAACAUUCUAAUUCUUCAUUUUAUUGGGCCUUGACAUCUUCAAAAAAGUAAGGUUUUAGUAAAUAGUAACUGCAUUAUGUUCUAAUGUUCUUUUUGACAUGUUAUCUUGGGAGCAAGCAACUGUGAACUGAGAAAUAAGCAGCAGAGAAAGCAGGUCCUGAAUUCGGAAGAAGAUUGACUUUUUUCUUUUAUAUUUGAAUUUGUUGUUCAAGAACGUCGUCGAAGAAUGGGCCAUUGAGAAAUGAUACCAAAGCAUAGGUGAUUUUUCUCCUAUAUUGUUAUUUAAUGUAGUUUAAUUUUUCAGAAAAGUUCUCACUUUGUUUCAUUGUAAUGAAAUCAGAACAAGAAGUGACUUCAUUUGAGAUUUGACAUCUUUUUUAUUUUUCAAUCCACUUCUAUGUUGGGUGGAAAAGAGAAAUACAAGAAGAUGAUAUCCUUCUGAUGUGAUGGCUUUUGGAAUAAAUUUAGUGGUAGAAAGUUGUCUUAAA
Lycium ferocissimum is the source of this 2765-nucleotide messenger RNA. RefSeq names its product zinc finger CCCH domain-containing protein 30-like. NCBI's taxonomy places the organism in Eukaryota, Viridiplantae, Streptophyta, Magnoliopsida, Solanales, Solanaceae. Gene Ontology annotation, molecular function: protein binding; metal ion binding. The transcript has 2 exons. The record is from RefSeq and is a predicted model, not a curated record. Bases 232 to 2154 code for a protein of 640 amino acids.